AUGGAAGCUGAAUACUAUCGCAAACCACCAAGAUCAAGUGAGGAAGAAGAUGAGUUGGGACGUAGUGUGAAGAAGUUUAAGGAAAGUUCAGGAGCUUUAAACCUUGAUAAUGUAUGGGAUGAUGGAGAAGAGUCUGAUACGGAAGUUGAACCACUGGUUGAAGGUAUGGCAGAGAUUAAGUUAUCCAAAGAAACUAAGGCUCCUAUUAGAGCACCAUGGGCUAAGGCUUUGAUAGUAAAAAUGUUUGGUAGAACUGUGGGAUUCAGCUAUCUCACUUUCAAUAUCAAUGCCUUAUGGAGACCCACUGCUAAGAUUGAUUGUGUUAAUCUAGGAAAAGACUAUUUUCUGAUUAAGUUCUAUAGUUCUAAUGAUUAUGAUAAAGUUCUUAAAGGAGGUCCUUGGUUUGUUGGAGAGCAUUUUUUGGCCAUUAAGCCUUGGGAGCCUUAUUUUAGAGCUUCUAGAGACAACCUAACUUCAGUUGCAGUUUGGGUGAGAUUUUCGGAGCUUCCAAUAGAGUUUUAUGAUUUGGAAGUGUUGAAGGAAAUUGGUAGUGCUAUAAGGCCUAUUCUUAGAAUAGAUUCUUACAAGGCCAUUGGUUCAAGGGGAAGCUACGCAAGACUUUGCAUUCAGAGAAGAUGUAAUGGGAAUUUUGAAGUAUAUGAUGGUCUGGAAAUCGGAAUGAAAGUAUUCCAAGGACCUAUUGAGGAGGAUAGGAUGGAGUAUGGUGGAAGCAGCCACAAUGAACCCUAG
Messenger RNA from Quercus robur (English oak), 750 nucleotides. RefSeq lists its product as uncharacterized. The record is from RefSeq and is a predicted model, not a curated record. Lineage: Eukaryota; Viridiplantae; Streptophyta; Magnoliopsida; Fagales; Fagaceae. Bases 1 to 750 code for a protein of 249 amino acids. The transcript has 3 exons.